Molecule: messenger RNA, 8574 nt
Organism: Petromyzon marinus (sea lamprey)
Lineage: Eukaryota; Metazoa; Chordata; Hyperoartia; Petromyzontiformes; Petromyzontidae
Gene: GCN1
Product: GCN1 activator of EIF2AK4
Biological process (GO): regulation of translation; cellular response to amino acid starvation
Cellular component (GO): cytosol
Molecular function (GO): protein binding; protein kinase regulator activity
Source: RefSeq, a predicted model, not a curated record
GACGCGCGCCGUGGAGGCGGCGGCGGCGUGGAGGCAGCCCCCGGCACGUGGUCGCAGAGGCUCUCCGGGCCCCGCCGCGCACCACUUCGCCUCGGCCUACGGCUCCUCCUCUUACCUCCACGCGGCCCCAGCCGCCGCCGACGCUGCUGCUGCUCCUGACAUUACCCCGCACCACCACCACCACCACCCCCUGAUUUUUGCAACUCGCUUUAAACAUUUCUGCUCUUAAAGAGACUCCUGCCCCCUUCCUCCAGCUGCGCGGUUGGACAGAGACAGCAUGGCAGACCCACAGGGCGUGGAGGCGGUGAGGAGGCUCGCGUCCCGCGUGACGAGCGCCAGCGUGCGAGACCGGGAGGCCACAUUCACCGAGCUGAGACCCUGCCUGUGCAACGCCGGGCUGCCAGAAGCGGCUGUCAAGGCUGUAUGCCGGCUGAUGUGCAUGACUCUGCAGCGCUACAGGGAUGCAGCGUCGCGCCGGGCGGUGCGCGAGACCCUUCGCGUCCUGGCCGAGGCAUAUCCCGUCGCCACGGCGCGUGCUCUGCCACCGCUGCUGCCCCAGGCUGCCCUCGUCUCCAAGGGCAGCGGUCCCACGAAGUGCAGCAGUUCGGCAGCGGCGGAGGCGGUGGCGUGGACGUGCACGCUGGCACGAGCGGCGUUCCCCUCACCCGACUCCCAGGAGGGCGAGGCCUGGAAACAGCUGGUGGAGGUGCAGGGCGUGCUGCUCACCGAGGCGCUAGGAAGUCCGCGUAGGAGCGUCCGGGACUCCGUCGGCAAGAAGCUCGUGCGGCUCUGGACCGAGCUGCCCGCGCUGGUGGAGCGCUCCAUGAGCACCCUGUUGUCUGGAGAUGCCGGUGCCAGCAGUCUGUGUCUCGUCGGUGCCCUGGUGGAGCACUGCUGCAAAACGGGCCACACCAGCACAGUCGACGGGCACAAGGCUCAAAUGAUCGACCUCUUCAUCAAGGCUUCCUUCCUCGGCAAAUCGAAGCCUUCCGUCCACGUAUUGGAGCACUGUGGCCCCUUGGUGCGCCGUCUCACCCACGCCGACUUCAAGGAGCUCGUUCUACCGGUCGUCGUCAAGUCGAUGCUGCGCAGCCCCGAGAACGCCAUCGAUGCGGUGGGCUCGCUCCUGUCAUUGGUCAUCCUUGACCUGAGCCAGUACGCAAUGGACAUCGGCAAAAUCCUCGCGAGCCAGCUCAAGUCGAACAGCGUGGCGCUGGCGGAGGCGGCCGGGGUGGCUCUGCGGGGCCUCGCGCGGCAGUGCAGCGAGGGGGACGCCCUCGAGAGCCUCCUGAGGCACCUCUUCGCCGUCCUCAAUGGGUCGGAGGGGAAGCUGACAGUGGCGGCACAGAAGAUCAGCGUACUAUCAGGUGUGGCGAGUCUGAGCCAGCACGUCGUGUCCACCGGCGCCGCCCAGGCCCUGAGCCGAGUGGCAAUCGAGCUCUUUGUGCAUUUCCUGCAGCAGGAGGUGCACGACGGCACGCUGGUGUCGGCGCUCGCGGCACUCUCGGCGUGGUGCGCCCGCCUGACGGCACCGCCCGCGCCGCUGCUGCUCGCGGCGUUCCGCGACGGGGCGACGCGCAAGGGAGCAACGAGCGCCACACGGCUCGCAUACCUACAGUGCAUGAACGCCACCUUCCACGGAGACAGCACGCUGGCGGCGCUGGAGCUGCUGCCGUGCCUCUCGCAGGCGCUGGAACGCGCCGCCGCGCAGGGCUCGCAGAUCGCCAUGGUGACGGAGGGGGCCUCGGCCGCGCUGCUCGUGUGCCGCCUUGCCGUCGCCGACGCCCAAGUCGACACCAAACUCUCGGCGCUGUGGCCCCUCAUCGUGGACGAGAAGAAGCAGCUUUUCACGGCUGACAAGUUUCUGGCGCAGGGGUCCGAUGAAGCGCUCUGCACGGUGCUGCAGCUCUCCGAGCGACUGCUUCUCGACCACCCGCAGACGGUGACGGCCGAGAAGGCUCGGCCGUACGUGCGCGCUGUGCUCAUGGGCCUCCUGCACCGCGCCUGGGCCGUGCGGCGUCGCGCGCUGCAGACGACGAGGAAGCUGCUGUCAUCGGCGGGCGGCAUGGGCCUGGCGCACGGCCUUCUGGGAGAGCUAGAGCUCGUCCUCGCUGGGCACAGGGUGGUGGCGCCCGAGCUGCUGGUGAACGAGUCGGGGGAGCCCACGGAUUUGGGCCGCUCGUACGCCGCGCCGCGCCUCCUCGCCGGCGCCCUGUGGGCCAUCACGGCCACGGCGCCGCCACCGCACGGCGGAGCAGGAGCAGGAGCAGCGGAGACGGAGGCGCUGGCCGGGGACGCGCUCCUGCCGGCGCACCACCCGUCCGUGGUGUCGGUGAGGCCCGGCCUGUGGCUGGCGCUGCUCGCGCGCUGGGGUCUGAACGCACCGCAGCUGGUGGCCAAACUCGGCCCCAAGCUCCUGCCGGGCCUACUGGCCACGCCUGACGCCAGCCCGGCGGUGCUGCAGGCGGUGGUGACGCUGGUGGGGGUCGCCCCCCGUCCCAUGCUGCCUCCCGUGGUGGGGCACGUGCGGGCGGCGCUCUCCGAGCCGGCGCUGCUGCAGGUGACGCGCGACGACGCGGCCGUGAUGAGGACCCCGCCCGGAACACUGUGGGACCGCUCAGUCAUCGACAGCAGCAAGAAGGAGGCGUCGGGGAAGCGCACGGGGAACAUGAAGAGGGAGAACAAGGCCUACUCGUACCAGGAGCAGAUCCUGGAGCUCGAGAUCAAGGAGGAGCUGAAGAAGAAGAAGAAAGGCGGGGGAGGAGGAGGAGGCAAGGACGCCGCUCCGCAGCUCACGGCUAAGCAGCAGGAGAUGGUGGAGGAGCAGCUCAAGAAGGAGGCAGAGACGCGUGCACGCCUGCAGCAGAUGGACAAGCGUCUGGCGGCAGCGCUGGCGCUGCUCGGGGCGAUGGUGCGGGCGCGGUCUCCGAGCCUCGCGUGCCACGCGGCACCGCUCGUCGCCGUGCUCACUCCGCUGCUGGCCUCCCCGCUCGCGGCGCCGCGAGCCCUCGACGCGCUGCUCUCCCUGCCGCAGCUGCUCAUGCCGCCCGAGCACGCCCAGCUUGGCGAGGUGCUGGGCUACGUGACGAUGCGGCUGCUCACCCCCGAGUGCGAGGUUCCGGCCGCCUGGUGCCAGGAGCCGCUGAGCGACGCCGCUGAGAGGGUCGUGGCGGCGCUCUACGCACUGACCGUGUCCGGCCCCGGGCCGCUCCCGGCGCCGGCCUUCGCGCUGGCGUUCCCGCUGCUGCGCACGCUGCUGCUGCCGGCGCCGGCGUGCGACGUGUCGGAGGAGACGCGCGUCGCCACGCUGCUCGUGAUGGCCGCACACGCGCAGCUGCGCUCACGCCAGCAGCAGCGGCAGCAGGACGAGGAGGAGGAGAAGGAAGAGGAGGAGGAGGAGGAGGAGAUAGACGAGAACGGACCGGAGCUGCUUCCCAGGAAGGACAUGAUGCUGCUGCUGACCUCGCUGGUCGCCACGGCGUCGCCACGGCUACAGGUGACGGCCGCGUCGGCGCUGACGGCGCUGUGCACCAGUGCGAGCGGGAACCCUGGCUGCGCUUGCGCCGAGCAGGCCGAGGUGGAGGUGCUGCUCGCGGCGCUGCUGUCGCCGUGCACGGCGCUGCGCGACGCCGCGCUGCGGGGUCUGCUGGAGCUGGAGCUGGUGCUGCCGACGCCCGACGGGGGCGAGGGCGAGGCGGGCGUGCACGUGCUGCGCCGCAUCUGGCUCGCGCGCUUCGACCCCGAGGAGGAGAACCGCAAGCUCGCCCACGGGCUGUGGGAGGCGCUGGGCCUGGAGCUGCAACCGGCGCUCUGCUCGCUGUUGCUGCGCGACGUCCUGUCGCACGUGGAGGCGGUGCGCGUCGCCGCCGCCGCCGCCCUGGCCGCCGCCCUCGAGCCGUACCCCGAGCUGGCGCCGGACGUGCUCAGCCAACUCCGCACGCUCUACCAGGAGAAGCUCUACCGAGCGCCGCCCGUGCUGGACGGGCUGGGCCGCGUGGUGACCGAGUCCCCGCCCGACGAGUGGGAGGCGCGCUGCGGCGUGGCGCUGGCGCUGGCGGCCGUGGCCGGCUCGCUGGGCGGCGAGCGCGUCACGCCGCUCUUCCGCUUCUUCGUGCCCGAGGCGCUGGGCGACCGGCACGCCGAGGUGCGGCGCCGCAUGCUGGACGCGGCGCUCGCCGCGCUCAACCACCAUGGCAAGGAGUGCGUGAACGAGCUACUGCCGCUGCUGGAGGAUUCACUGCGCGACUCUCCGGACGACGCGAGCUACGACGCCGUGCGGCAGGGCGUCGUCAUCCUCAUGGGGUCGCUCGCCAAGCAUCUGGACCGCAGCGACCCCAAGGUCAAGCCCAUCGUGGCCAAGCUGAUCGCAGCGCUCUCCACGCCUUCGCAGCAGGUGCAGGAGUCGGUGGCGAACUGCCUGGCGCCGCUGGUGCCGGCGAUGCGCGAGGACGCGCCGGCGAUGGCGCGCCACCUCAUGGCGCUGCUGCUGGAGGCGGAGAGCUACGGGGAGCGGCGGGGCGCGGCCCACGGCCUGGCGGGCCUCGUGCGCGGCCUUGGCAUCCUGGCGCUCAAGCAGCUGGACGUCAUGUCCACCCUCACCGACGCCAUCCAGGACAAGAAGCACUACCGCCGCCGCGAGGGCGCGCUCUUCGGCUUUGAGAUGCUGUGCAGCAUGCUGGGCCGGCUGUUUGAGCCGUACGUGGUGCACGCCCUGCCGCACCUGCUGCUGUGCCUGGGCGACGGGAACCAGUACGUGCGAGAGGCGGCCGAAGAGACGGCGAAGGCCGUGAUGCGGAACCUGAGCACGCACGGCGUGAAGCUCGUGCUGCCCUCGCUGCUCGCCGCUCUGGAGGAGGACUCGUGGAGAACCAAGACGGGCUCGGUGGAACUGCUGGGCUCGAUGGCGUACUGCGCACCCAAGCAACUGUCGGCGUGCUUGCCCAGCAUCGUGCCCAAGCUCACGCAGGUGCUCACCGACUCGCACGUCAAGGUGCAGCAGGCCGGCCAGCAGGCGCUGAAGCUCAUCAGCAGCGUCAUCCGCAACCCAGAGAUCCAGGCCAUCACGCCGGUGAUCUUGGAGGCGCUGACGGACCCGUCGCGCCAGGUGCACCGCUGCCUGCACACGCUGCUACAGACGCAAUUCGUGCACUUCAUCGAUGCGCCGUCGCUCGCCCUCAUCAUGCCCAUCGUGCAGCGCGCCUUCCUCGACCGCUCCACCGACACACGCAAGAUGGCGGCGCAGAUCAUCGGCAACAUGUACUCGCUCACCGACCAGAAGGACCUGGCACCGUACCUGCCCAGCGUCAUCCCGGGCCUCAAGACGUCGCUGCUUGAUCCCGUCCCAGAGGUGCGUGCGGUGUCGGCCAAGGCGCUGGGCGCGAUGGUGAAGGGCAUGGGCGAGGAGAGCUUUGAGGACCUCAUGCCCUGGCUCAUGCAGACGCUCACCUCCGAGCAGAGCUCUGUGGACCGCUCCGGAGCCGCGCAGGGCCUCUCGGAGGUGCUGGUGAGCCUGGGCGUGGAGAAACUCGACAAGCUGAUGCCGGAGAUCGUCGCCAAUGCCUCCAAGGCCGACCUUGCACCGCACGUGCGCGACGGCUACAUCAUGAUGUUCAUCUUCCUGCCCGCCACGUUCGGAGAGCGCUUCACCCCCUAUGUGGGGCCCAUCAUCCCGGCCAUCCUCAAGGCGCUGGCCGAUGAGAAUGAGUUUGUGCGCGACACGGCGCUACGCGCGGGUCAGCGCAUCAUCUCCACAUACGCGGAGAAGGCCAUCACGCUGCUGCUGCCCCAGCUCGAGGACGGCCUCUUCAACGACAGCUGGCGCAUCCGGUUCAGCUCUGUGCAGCUGCUGGGCGACCUGCUCUUCCACAUCUCGGGCGUCUCGGGGAAGAUGACGACCGAGACGGCGUCCGAGGACGACAAUUUCGGCACCGUGCAGUCCACCAAGGCCAUCAUCUCGGCGCUGGGCCCCGAGCGCCGGAACCGCGUCCUCUCAGGCCUCUACAUGGGCCGCUCGGACGUGGCGCUGGUGGUGCGCCAGGCGGCGCUGCACGUGUGGAAGGUGGUGGUGGCCAACACGCCGCGCACGCUGCGCGAGAUCCUCCCCACGCUCUUCGGCCUGCUCCUCGGCUUCCUGGCCUCCACCAACUAUGACAAGCGGCAGAUUGCGGCGCGCACGCUGGGGGACCUGGUGCGGAAGCUGGGAGAGAAGAUCCUCCCCGAGAUCAUCCCCAUCCUGGAGGCCGGCCUGUGCUCGGAGCACAGCGACGAGCGCCAGGGCGUGUGCAUCGGCCUCAGCGAGAUCAUGCGCUCCACGAGCCGCGACGCGGUGCUGCUGUUUGCGGGCAGCCUGGUGCCCACUGUGCGGCGUGCGCUGUGCGACCCGCUGCCCGAGGUGCGCGAGGCGGCGGCGCGAACCUUCGAGCAGCUGCACACCACCGUGGGGCAGACGGCGCUCGACGACAUCCUACCCAGCAUGCUCCAGCAGCUGGAUGACGACGCAGUGUCGGAGUUUGCGCUCGAUGGCCUCAAGCAGGUGAUGGCCGUCAAGAGCCGCGUUGUGCUGCCCUACCUCAUCCCGAAGCUCACCACGCCCCCCGUGAGCGUGCGUGUUCUGGCGUUCCUCUCGGCAGUCGCCGGCGAUGCCCUGACGCGCCACCUGCCGGUGGUGCUCGCCGCUCUGCUCACCGCGCUGCGUGACGCCAGCGGCACUCCCGGGGAGCAGCAGGAGCUGGAGCACUGCCAGGCGGUGCUGCUGAGCGUGACGGACCCGGCGGGCGUGCGCGUCACCGUCGACACGCUGCUGGAGGCGUCACGCUCCCCGGACGCGGCCGCGUUGGCGCAGCGCCGCGCCGCCACGGCGCUGCUGGGCGCCGUCUGCGCGCGCGGGCGCGCCGACCUCUCGGACCACAUCCCCUCGCUCAUCCGCGGCCUCCUCCGCCUCUUCGCCGACGAGGACGACGUCGUUCUCAACAACAGCUGGGACGCUCUCCACGCCGUCAUCAAGAAGCUGGACGCAGCGGAGCAGAUGCGCUACAUCCGCGAGCUGCGCCAGGCAAUCCGUUUGGCGGCGUCCGACCUCCAGCCCGGGCAGCACCUGCCCGGCUUCUGCCUUCCCAAGAAGGGCGCGUCGUCGAUCCUGCCCGUGCUGCGCGAGGGCGUGCUGAGCGGCGGUGCGGAGCUCAAGGAGGAGGCGGCGCACGGCCUGGGCGAGGUGGUGCGGCUCACGGCGCCCGACGCGCUGCGCCCCUCCGUCGUGAGCAUCACGGGGCCGCUCAUCCGCAUCCUGGGGGACCGUUUCGCAUGGAGCGUCAAGGUGGCGCUGCUCGACACGCUCGCUCUACUGCUCGCCAAGGUUGGCGUGCAGCUGAAGCCGUUCCUGCCGCAGCUGCAGACGACGUUCACCAAGGCGCUGCAGGACCCCAACCGCCUGGUGCGCCUCAAGGCGGCCGAGGCGCUGGGCCACCUGGUGCCCAUCCACGCCAAGGUGGACCCCCUCUUCACCGAGCUGCUCGCCGGAGCCAGGGCGGCCGAGGACGCUGGCGUGCGGGAGACGACGCUGCAGGCGCUGCGUUUCACCAUCGCCGGCGCCGGCAGCAAAGUGGAUCCAUCCGUGCGGCGUAGCGUGACGACCGCGCUGCUCGGCAUGCUGGGACACGAGGAGGACCCGACGCGUGCGGUGGGAGCCGGCUGCCUGGGGGAGCUGUGCGCAUUUCUGUCCGAGGAGGAGCUGCAGCACGUGCUGCUGCAGCACGUGCUGGUGAGCGAGCAGGCGGUGGACUGGAUGACGCGCGCCGGCCGCGCUCUCGCGCUCUGCGUGGCCCUCAAGUCGUGCCCGAGCGCGGUGUACUCCCCGGAGCGGGCGCCACGCGUCCUCGACUGCAUCCUCGCCAACGCCAACGCCGACCGGGUGUUGAUCGCGGUGAGCGGCGUACGAGCGGCUGGCUACUUGAUGAGGCACCAGAUGGAGCGUGAAGGGGGCGGCUUCUCUCCCAAGCUCAUCACCGUGCUCGUCAAGGGCCUGCAGCACCAGUCGAGCGAGGUGCGGCUGGUGGCGGCGCAGGUGUCGUGCUGGGUGCACCGCGCGCCGGGCCCCGAGCCGGCCGACGCCGGCGCCGCCAAGCCGCUGCUCAAGGCCCUGCUGGACGGCUACAAGGACAAGAACACGGCGGUGCGUGCCGCCAGCGAGCUGGCGCUCGUCAGCCUCCUGCGUCUGCGCCACGGGGACGCCACCUGCCAGGCCAUGUCCAAGGAGCUGGACCCCACGAGCCUGGAGCUGCUCAACGACUGCUGCAAGCGCUCGCUGCGCAAGCUGGCCAGCCAGCCGGAGCCCGCCGAGCACAUCGACGACACCAUCCUCACGUGACGGCCUCGCCCGCAGGCACGAGCACCCGCUCCUCCUCUCGCUCCUCCUCAACCUGCCACUCCUCGUCAGCUUCCCACUCCUCUUCCACUUCCCACCCCUCCUCAACAUCACACUCCUCCUCAACCUCCCACUCCUCCUCAGCCUCCCACUCCUCCUCAACUUCCCACUCCUCAGCAUCCCACCCCUCUUCCACCUCCCACUCCUCCUCAACC